AUGGAGGGCCAUGCCUACAAGGGCACCAAGAUGAUCCUAUUCGGCGGCGUCAACGGAACAGGACCAUCUGUCGGGAGUAUCUCCAUCCUGGAUGUCGCGUCGAUGAAAUGGACCAGCGGCAACGAUGCACCAGCUCCAGAAGCGAGAGCAGAAAUGGCGUGCUCCGUGGCAGGAGACAAUUUUGUCGCAUGGGGUGGUUACAAAGCUCAGAACGCGACCGUUUGGGUUGCAGUGUCUACAGCACCUCUGGUCUACAACCUCAAAACAGGACAAUGGACGGACAAGUUUAUACGCAUCCCGAUUGCCAAUACGACAGAUGAAGGAGCAGGGGGUGGAAAAGGAGGUUCUGGCGGAGACGGGUCAGGAACUGAAAUGGGAAGUGGAGGUGAAGAUCAAAGCGCAGGAGGCGGUGAGGUUGUAGGAGAUGGGGUAGGUGGGGGAGGUGGGAGCACCUCAAAUAACGUCGCCGCAAUUGGAGGAGGAGCAUCUGGAGGUAUGGUGGUCAUUGUCGCCAUUGCGAUUUUUGUUAUCCGGAGACGUCGGCAACAUAAGGAAAUGGAGACGUUUGAGAUGGCGCCAAAAAAUCCAGUAAUAUCGUCCAAGGACAACCCGAGUAACAAGCCCGAUGACUACACCAAAGGCAAGCCAAACCAGCAGCAGGAUCUGAAAACACGUAGCACCAACCCGCAGAACACAUCCAAGAUCAAACUGCAAGAAGUCCUCAAGAUCACAUCCAACAGUUACAAUAUCAACAAAGACAUGGAGGAUACACCACCAGGCGCCAAAGCAACCACCCACAGUUCAAUCCAACCGAGGCUCGGACCCUGCCUUCACCUGCUGCACGAGCUCCUCACGGUGUAA
Messenger RNA from Linnemannia hyalina, 861 nucleotides. The record is from the annotation of a GenBank genome assembly. Lineage: Eukaryota; Fungi; Mortierellomycota; Mortierellomycetes; Mortierellales; Mortierellaceae.